Molecule: messenger RNA, 1320 nt
Organism: Alternaria alternata
Lineage: Eukaryota; Fungi; Ascomycota; Dothideomycetes; Pleosporales; Pleosporaceae
Exons: 1
Coding region: 258-1289 (343 amino acids)
Source: RefSeq, a predicted model, not a curated record
GCUCGCAGAGGAGCUCUUCCAAGGAUGACUAGCUAGUCAUUCAGCGACCCUUUCUGAUAUCAUUGACACAAUGAUUUUCUCUAAUUGAAAAUUGCAGAGUCAGAAGAAAGACGCACUCCAAGAUAUGGAAGAUGCCGUCAUAGCCCCUCCCCCACAAUUUAGCUAUGCGGGAGGGAAACUAAAGGUUCCGAGCGUUCGGCUAUUCCCUGCAACAUUCAGGAACGCCCGCGACAUCUCCUAGUAAUCCCGCGAUCGCCAUGGCCGUGUCUGAAGAGAAGACGACGACGCCCAAAUCAACACAUGUAUCUGAUCCCGCGCUUGCUCCUUUCCUCGAGCCGCGCUUCGAUGCCGCCGAAUACCUCAACGCCACGCUGCCUUCGCUAUCGCUAGCUUCAAGGCCAAAAUCGAGUAAUGCCGUCUCGUUAGCCGACCUCUCUUCGCAGACACAGGACCUCCUCUCACAGCUCAAUGCGCACACGACGCGAUUAUCGGCCAUCUUGACACAGUUGACCGAUGACAUCCUACGGAGCGGUGGGCGGUUGGCGUACGAGGUGGAAGUGCUGCGUGGAGAGGCUUUCGGGCUUACUGAGACGUUGACAGAUGGGCUGAAGGGCGAUGUCCAGAAGUUUAUACCAGGCGGGAUCUCGAUAAAGACAGAGUCAAUCGAAGAUGAGCUCAAGAGCCCUACUACAUCGCAGACAGAUGCACCGGAUGCGCAACCGCCACAGCCAACGCUUGAAGAGCCCGACGAGACAACUCCAGAAUACAUCUCGGACCUCCGCACCCUCGCCACAGUCCGCUCGCGUCUCGAGACGGUUAUCAAGGUCUUUGGCGAGGCCAUGCACUGGUCAAUACCACCGUCUGAGGUCUCCCUAGGUGCUUCGCUCAUCAGCGUCUCCGCCCCCGAGCCCGGCACAGACAGCGCUUCGCGCGAACAGAAAGGCAAGGAGUUUGCUGCCUCGCUACGAACCGAGAUCGCCGACCUCAUCACCGGCGACCCAGAAGGUGGCAUGGAGAAGGCGGAGAUAAGGAUACAGGCUUUGAGAGACCUAGCGCAGGUCUGGAAGGGCACAGCAGAGGAGAAGGCGAGAGCCAAGUUCGUGGAAAGUCUGGUCAAGCUGGCAGAGGACAAGCAAAGGGAACUCGAUAGAGAGAAGGAGAGGAACAAGGACCGGGGUCAGCAGAGGCCAGGCCGGAGUGGUAGUGUGCCAAAGCAGCAGCAACCUCAACAGCAAAGAGGCGGUGGGUUCUUAGAGAAUCUUCAAAGGAUACGAGGCCUUGUGGAAUGAAGAAUGCAUGCCCUCGCUCAUUGUAGAUCAC